CAUGAUACGGUACCCUAUUAGACCCGCCCCAUCUGGGUUUGAAAGAGGCAAGAAUACAGCGCCUAUAAACGACGCCGCUAACCCAAACUACUCUUUAAUCGAACUGCAAAAGCUGCACGCUCAUCAGCAGCAAAUACUCAUGGAACAUUUCUCGCAAGCGCAAUUGAAAAUGUCGCUUGCACAGGAUAGACAACGCCAUGUACUGCAAAUGCAACUAGCCGAAUUAGAACAUCAUAAAUCAUUAGCCGCUCAGGAAGAGAAUCAAAAGGCGGUUGUACUUAAGAAAUUAGAAGAACUUAAAAAGAAGAAUAAGGAUAAAGAAAGUGCUGAAGCCUCAUCGGCUGUUAAAGAAAUUCUUCGGAAUAAAAUCCAAAGUAAACAAAAAGAAAAGGGCGGUAUUGGUAGCCCGCCUUUGAAAAACCAAUGGGGACAAACCCAUCACGGUUCUUUGGAACAGCAAUCGCCGCCAGCUCAUGGUUCUUCACCUCCUUAUAGGGCUGCUCAUUUAUAUGGGCCUUACGAUGAUCUAGAUCAUCCCUUAAGGAAAGUCUCAUCAGAACCGAAUCUGAAAGUACGCCUAGCUCUGAAACAGAAAAUGUUGGAAAGACGAUCGAGUCCUUUACUUCAACAACGUAGGGAAAGGCUAAAAAGGACAAAUCCAAUUUCCAUAGAGGCUUUGCCAAAUAGCAAUCCAGAUUCGGGCCCAAAUUCCCCACACAGUUCUCAAGUAUCGACUGACUCCACACCGGGUUCAUGCGAAGAUUCAAGUGCCGUUCAGCAUCUUAACAAAAUGAUAAGCCUUCCGGAUAUGACCAGAGCUAUCCCUCAUCUACCGCCGCCUACUCUUUCGAACGCUCACGACAAAAUCCCACAUACGUUUCCAGCGCCAUAUAUAUCUGGUUUCAUUCCUCCUUCAUUUGGUGUACCAUUUACCGUUCCCGCCGAUUCGACGACGACGACGAAUGCAAAUGAUUUAAUUCGGCUACAACAUCAAUAUGCAGCAGCAAUCGCAGCAGUUUCGGUAACAUUAAAUAGGACGACUUCUGCUCCUAUUCCGGUACCGAAUGCUGUAUCGAACGAUAAAUUAUCGCUUGCCAAACAACAACUGCAGAGUAAACUUUUGCACAAAUCAAAAGAACUACGUAGUAGUACUGAAGAAGAAGAAGAUGUGGUCGUUGUGGGUUCCCCGAAAAAUGAUCAACCAUUAGCGUUAGUUACAAAUUCAAAGCAUUUACGAAAGGCCAGAACGACGUCGAGAGAUUCUCCUCCUUCGCCUCUGAUAAAGGCGAAAUUUUCCAGUUGUAAUUCAUCUGUUGACGAACGUUCGACCUCAGUAGGAUUAGUCUAUGAUGAAGACACGUUAAAACAUGAUUGCGUUUGUGGCGAGCAUGAAAGGCAUCCAGAACAUCCCGAACGUUUGAAAUCGAUAUGGACACAUAUAUCGGCUGCGAACUUAGUUGAAAAAAGUAUUAGGAUAAAAUGCCGAAAGGCCUCAAUGGUUGAAUUACAAACAUGUCAUUCCGAGCCGUAUUCAUUGUUAUACGGUACAACAGGCCCAAAUCGUAAUCAGCUAGAUAAAAUGAUGUUUAUUGGGACGCAAAAAUUUUACACACUGCCUUGUGGAGGUAUAGGUGUCGAUCCUGACACAGUUUGGAACGAAGAAUGGACGCCAAUGGCCGCUCGAAUGGCAGCAGGUGGAAGCAUUGAAUUAGCACAUAAGGUCUUAAUGGGAGAAAUUUCAAGUGGGUUUGCUCUCGUCCGACCACCCGGUCAUCAUGCCGAGCCAACAAGACCUAUGGGAUUCUGCUAUUUUAAUAAUAUUGCAAUUGCUACAAAAUCUCUGCUUGAUCGAGCAAAAUUAAGAAGAAUUCUUGUGGUCGAUUGGGAUGUUCACCAUGGAAAUUCAACACAGAGUAUAUUUUAUGCCGAUUCACGAGUUCUGUACAUUAGCCUACACCGUCAUGAUGAUGGUAAUUUUUUCCCGGGAACGGGAGCGCCUACGGAAUGUGGUAUAGAUAUGGGUUUAGGUUUUAAUGUUAACAUUGCCUUUUCUGGUAAACUGAAUCCGCCCAUGGGGGACGCUGAAUAUUUAGCUGCCUUUCGUUCAGUUGUUAUGCCUAUUGCCUUAUCUUUUGAACCGGAAAUAGUUCUCGUAUCGGCCGGAUUCGACGGAGCUUCUGGUCAUCCAGCGCCUUUGGGUGGCUACAAUCUAUCCCCUGCCCUUUUUGGAUGGAUGACAAAACAAUUGAAGCAGCUGGCUCAGGGUAGACUCGUCCUUGUUUUGGAAGGUGGCUACGAGCUCAAGUCGACGGUCGAAUCGUGUGAGCAAUGUGUUAGAGCUCUUCUUUCGGAGCAAACGUCGAUGAUAAGCGACGAACAAUUGCAAAAACGUCCUUUUCCGUCAGCAGUAAGUACUAUUGAAGAGGUCGUGCGGCUUCAGCAGCCCUACUGGCCGUUCCUCGACCGUCACUUGAAGUACAUCGAUAUGGCUCAUGUUGAGUGGUGCGAAGAUGGUGAUACAGUUUCGGCCCUUGCAUCACAGGCAGCAUCUUUAUCGAUGGCGCAAAGAAGCUCCUACGAACGUUCUUCCUCUUUCAACUCCGAUAGUUCCGAACCUAUGGAGGAAGCUUGA
This is a messenger RNA of Dimorphilus gyrociliatus, 2632 nucleotides long. The record is from the annotation of a GenBank genome assembly. Lineage: Eukaryota; Metazoa; Annelida; Polychaeta; Dinophilidae.